AUGGCGGACCACCAGGAAGCGGUCGUACGGCAUCCCGGACAUGCAGCUAGUUUGAAGUUUACUAUCGGUCUCUGCCUAUGCUACACCCUAUGCGUAGCAUGUCUGCGCGGUUUCACUCGAUGGAGAGCUUACAGUAUCGAUGAUGUUUUUGUGAUGCUGUCGGGGGUGUUGGCGUUGAGUUUCUUUGGCAUCGUUUUUGCCUCUAUCUCUGCAGGACUUGGUCGCCCGAUGACUGAGCUAGAUCUCAUAUCACCUGCUAUUGACAAACUCAACGGUUAUAUAAUAGCUGGCAACAUUCUUUGGAUCACAUCGCUAUGCAUCUCCAAGCUCGCGAUCAUUGCCAUGCUGUUGCGUACGACACAGACCCUACACCACAGAAGAUGUCAAUACGGCGUCGGUACUCUAAUCGUUACUCAGUCUAUUGCGUCCAUUCUACUUCUGACCGUCAACUGUUCUGCUCACAGUGAGUUCGCGUGGAAUAUGACCUCCGUAAACUCCGAAUGCCCCCAAAUGGAGAGAAGAUGGCAUGCCUUGACAGCUCUGGACGCCGUGACGGAAGUUCUUCUGCUCUUUCUGCCCAUACAAUUGGUAUGGAGUUUGCAGAUGUCUUUCCGAACCAAGAUCACCGUUAUAUCAGCAUUUUGGCUUCGAUUGCCAACCCUCGUCUUCUCUGCUCUUCGCCAGAGGGAGAUGCACAAACUUACAACAGCGUCAAAUGUCCCACUCACAGCUGCUAUAGUGGUCAUCUGGCAGGCUGUAGAAUUAUCAUACUCUCUCGCUGCGGCUACCAUUGCAGCAUUGAAGCGAUUUACAGAAUCGCUCAACACUGGUUUCGGUCACGGUGAGCUCAUGCGGGUUCACGGGUCAUCUCAAGGGUACAAACUGUCGGGCAGAAGUGCUACAUCAAGAAACACGAAGGGUUCGCGUAAGAAGGCACCUCGCUCGAACACGCAUGAGGUUUCCAUCGACAUAGUGUCAUCCCAGGCUUCGUCUCAGGCGGAAUCAAGCUUUGACCAUCAUGUCACGCGAAUGAAGCUGAGGCCUGAAGUAUUGCGGAACACAGCCAUAGUGUCGUCACCAUCGAAAAGCUCAGCUCCGCGCAAUAAGCAGACAGAUGCAUUAGGCUCAGAGAAUAACACCAUCCGACAAGAAGUGCGGUACUCUAUUCACUACGAAGAAGAUAUCACGCGUAGCAAGCAAUGA
Messenger RNA from Alternaria atra, 1203 nucleotides. RefSeq lists its product as uncharacterized. NCBI's taxonomy places the organism in Eukaryota, Fungi, Ascomycota, Dothideomycetes, Pleosporales, Pleosporaceae. The coding region runs from base 1 to 1203 and encodes 400 amino acids. The transcript is spliced from 3 exons. The record is from RefSeq and is a predicted model, not a curated record.